Heterobasidion irregulare TC 32-1 is the source of this 1698-nucleotide messenger RNA. It is a transcript of the gene mfs1, whose product is annotated as MFS sugar transporter. Lineage: Eukaryota; Fungi; Basidiomycota; Agaricomycetes; Russulales; Bondarzewiaceae. Gene Ontology annotation, cellular component: membrane. The transcript has 22 exons. Gene Ontology annotation, biological process: carbohydrate transport; transmembrane transport. Gene Ontology annotation, molecular function: carbohydrate:proton symporter activity. The record is from RefSeq and is a predicted model, not a curated record. The coding region runs from base 1 to 1698 and encodes 565 amino acids.
AUGGGGAACUCUGGACUCGCUUCAAAGCACAGAAGAGCCCUUGCUGGCCAGUCUGGCUGGGCGGGGCUUGUUCACAACCGGAGAGUCUUCGCUAUAGCUGUAUUUGCUUCCCUCGGUGGAUUACUAUAUGGAUACAAUCAGGGCGUGUUCUCUGGUGUAUUGGGAAUGAACACAUUCGACCAGAGAAUGGCCUCCGCGGUCCUUCACACCGGUACGAAAGGCUGGCUCGUCUCCAUCCUCGAACUAGGGGCUUGGUUCGGCGUGCUGGUUACAGGCUAUCUUGCCGAUAAGCUCUCGAGAAAGUAUACUAUCGUUCUCGCUGUAUGUGUUUUCUGCAUCGGUGUCAUUGUCCAAACAGCGGCAUUCAAACCGUCAUCAAUAUAUGGAGGGCGAUUCGUGACUGGCAUGGGUGUUGGUUCUCUCAGUAUGGCUGUACCUCUCUAUAAUGCAGAGCUCGCGCCGCCAGAGGUUCGCGGAAGUCUUGUCGCCCUGCAACAAUUGGCGAUCACCUUUGGUAUCAUGAUAUCCUUCUGGAUCGACUACGGCACGAAUUACAUCGGCGGGACUGGCGCAACGCAGAGCGAGGCAGCGUGGCGCAUUCCAAUCGCGCUCCAAUUGGUUCCAGCGAUUAUUCUGGGAUGUGGCAUUCUUUUCAUGCCAUUUUCGCCCAGGUGGCUUAUUAACCAAGGUCGUGAAGAUGAGGCUUUAGAAGUUCUCAGCCGAGCAAGGAACCUCCCUGCGGACGACGACCUUGUGCAAAUCGAAUUCCUUGAAAUCAAGGCCCAGUAUCUGUUUGAACAGGAGAUCUCCGCAAUCAAGUACCCGCAUUGGCAGGAUGGCUCGUUCUCCUCGAACUUCAAGCUCGGCUGUUACGAUUAUCUGAGUUUGCUCAGAACCAAGACCUUGUUCUACCGUGUUGCUGUUUCGACCCUGACGAUGUUCUUUCAACAAUGGACUGGAGUCAAUGCGAUUUUAUACUAUGCUCCGAGCAUCUUCCAGUCACUCGGGCUCACAGGAAACACCAUUUCCCUCCUCGCCACAGGCGUAGUUGGGAUCGUGAUGUUCAUCGCAACUAUUCCAGCCGUCAUCUGGGUCGACAAAGUAGGUCGCAAGCCCGUGCUGAUCUCCGGCGCUUUCUUGAUGGCCGCGCAAGUAUCUACAAAGUGCCAUCUCAUCGUCGCCGUGCUCACUGGUCUGUACGAAGACUCUUGGGUCAAUGUGCGCGAUUCCCUAGCUGCUGGGUGGGCAGCCUGUGUGAUGGUCUGGAUUUUCGCCAUGGGUUUUGGCUACAGCUGGGGUCCUUGCGCCUGGAUCCUCGUCGCGGAAAUAUGGCCCCUGAGUGUGCGCGGUAAAGGCAUCUCCAUCGGUGCCUCGUCCAACUGGAUGAACAACUUUAUCGUCGGCCAAGUGACCCCUACGAUGUUGAAGCACCUCCGCUUCGGCACGUUCGUCUUCUUCGGGGUCUUCUCCUUCCUCGGCGGCGUCUUCAUCCUCUUCUUCGUGCCCGAGACGAAGGGCCUCACGCUCGAAGAGAUGGACGAGGUCUUCGGCGACGUGGACGGCAUCUCCGCGCGCGACAUGGAGCGCCAGGCGGCCAUCGCUAGGCGCAUUGGGCUCGACGCGUUCGUCGCGGGCGAGAAGGUCGACCGGUUCGAGGUCGACGACGGCGGCGUCGCGCGGGAGAAGUCGGGGGCGUAG